ACUUUUUUCCCUCGCUUUCUCCAUUCUACCUAGCCCUUCGGAGGGAAAGGGCGCAUGCUCCGGCGCUUUAACAGCGGCUCAACCGCUAUUUAGGUUGCUUUCCAGUAGAUGAGAGGAAGACGGGAAAGGAGGGGCCAGUGUAGUGUUGCUUUUACGGCAGACGUAAGUGAAGGCGUGGAGCUGGCGCGACAGAAGCACGAAGCGGAGGAGGUGGAGGAGGCGGCGGCCGCACUGGCGGAGGGGCUCCGGCUCUGCCCACUGGCCGGUUCGAGCUGCGAGAUGAGGCCACAGCAGCCACCUGUUGCUAGCAAGGUCUUUGUCCAGCGGGACUACAGUAGUGGCACCAGGUGCCAGUUCCAGACCAAGUUCCCUCCAGAACUGGAGAACCGGAUUGACAGGCAGCAAUUUGAAGAAACGGUGCGAACGCUAAACAAUCUUUAUGCAGAAGCAGAGAAGCUUGGGAGCCAAUCUUAUCUUGAAGGUUGCCUGGCAUGUCUGACUGCCUACACUAUAUUCUUGUGCAUUGAGACACAUUAUGAAAAGGUUCUAAAGAAAAUUGCCAAGUACAUUCAGGAACAAAAUGAAAAGAUUUAUGCCCCACAGGGACUCCUCCUGACUGACCCAAUUGAGAGAGGACUAAGAGUUAUUGAAAUUACCAUUUAUGAAGACAGAGGUGUGAGUAGUGGAAGAUAAGUCUGAGGCAUCCAAGGGUCCAGUAUGUUCCAGAAAGUUCCCUUACUUCAGCUCUUAAUGCAUCAUUCCUCUCUGCCACCGCCAAAUCUAUGGUGCCAUCUACCACAUGGACUAACUUCUUGAAAUCCUGCUCCCUUAGAAGCUACAUGCUGGCCAGCCCAGCAUCCAUUUUGUGUCAUCAUGGUAAGCCUUAAGUGGUGAUGUUGUCCAAAUCACUAGACUUCUCCUUGGAAGCCAGCAGCUCUGAUCAAUCUGUGUGGAAUCUAUAAAGAAUCUCCUGAGAACAGUGUGGUUUUGAGGGUUCUUUUGUCUGCUGCAUUCACAAUGUGGCAGCUGCAAACCGCCUAAGCAACUGAGCUUCUGAAAAUGCAGCUUCACUCACUUGAGCCUCAGGAUGGUGUACCUCCAGUUGUUCAAAAUGACUCAAGACAAAGGAGUUGAAGGUUGGCAAGAAAAAAAAAACUAUUGGAAAGGGCUACCUUAAUGCUUAUGUAAGAGCUGGUGUAAUCUGUGGAACACUUGAGCCUCUUGCUUCAUCUUUCCAGACCUGAGAGUGCAGACCGUCCAUUGCUUCUUUUGUUAGAUGUGAGGAUGUGCAAUGACUAAAAUGGAUGCUGUACCAGUAAACGUAACCAUCCCUGCUCUCCACUCCUUCUCAGUGUUGAAUGUGUAAAAUAGGUAAUACAUGGCUUUCUCAACUUUGUUAUAAGUUCAGUUCUUAGGGCAAGCUGGUAGCUCAACUACGAAUGGUGUUCUGAUAGCACUUCAUCUCUUCCCACAAACUUCUGAAUAGUACAUCUCUGCAGUAUAUGGUAGUACUUCCACUUGAGUUCAACAUUCCUCCAGAAAUGCUUGUGAAAACGUAUGGAACAUUAGUCUUUGAAGUAAAUACCUUCUGCUAAAUCGAGUUGGUUUGAUAAAUUUUGUGCUUUUUUUGUUAAUUCCUUCUUUCUGGUCGCUUUGGUGUAUAUGCUUGAGUAGAAGCUAGCAGAUUCACUCUGCUGCUUGGAAUCACUUUUUCUUCCCAUGCCCAGGUACUUAACAGACUUAGCAAACAAGAAAACUUUCAAAACAGAAUAUUUGACCUAUGAGUGAUAGAAGAGAUGCCAAUAUCAAGAUCUUCAAGCUGAUUAUUCUUCAAUUCUGCUCCUUGACAAUUUCUUUACUUUCCCUUCUAGAAAUCUGUUCAAUAUUUUCAUUGUAAAAUACUUGUUUUUCUAAUCAGUAACAGUGUUUUGCCUUUUGCACCCGUUACAGUUGUUUUUUCCAGAAACUAAUUAAUGGAUUAGUAAUGUUUUUCUUAAAUAAACUGUCAUUUACUAUCA
Molecule: messenger RNA, 2018 nt
Organism: Heteronotia binoei (common prickly gecko)
Lineage: Eukaryota; Metazoa; Chordata; Lepidosauria; Squamata; Gekkonidae
Gene: GOLGA7
Product: golgin A7
Exons: 6
Coding region: 109-693 (194 amino acids)
Biological process (GO): peptidyl-L-cysteine S-palmitoylation; Golgi to plasma membrane protein transport; protein targeting to membrane
Cellular component (GO): Golgi stack; palmitoyltransferase complex
Source: RefSeq, a predicted model, not a curated record